GAAGUGCGGAGGAAUGCGCUGAUCAAUGUGUUAUCUUUUUUUCGCUAGCGCUAGGCGCUACUCGGGAUAGCAAUAACUUUUCUAGGGAAUUGUCUCUUGAUUGUCUGAAAUCACUGUUCGUCGAGGAGGCGCGGACGGAGCCGAGCCGGACCGACUUUCUACGCGCUUCGGCUGCUGCGCCUGACAGCUCCCGUGUGCUGUAAACAAACCGACAACCGACUCCGCUCCCGCUGUCGCAGGUCGUCGUCAAGAGUCAACCUUCUUCACCUGUGGGCGAGCGAGACGCUAGCCCUCCCUUCCCAAGAGGAUAGUGUCUUUCCAUUCUCGCGACUUCUCCGCAAGAGCGGCCGACUCUCGCCAGGCGCCACACGAUCGGCAGCCUCAACCAUGGAGUGCGACAUCUGCACCGAGCACUUCGACGGCGCCGAGCGGCUGCCCAAGGUCCUGCCGUGCGGCCACACGGCCUGCCUGCAGUGCAUGCGGCGGCUGCCCGGCAGCAAGUGCCCGACGUGCCGGCGGGACGUCAACGGACCGCCGGAGGAACUCCCCACUAACUUCGCAGUGCUGCAGUUUCUGGAAAGAGUCAGGCAGAGCAGCACUCCCCGCGGCUGGUGCUCGGACUGCCUCGCCGCCGCCUUGCCGCGCUGCUGGGAGGACCACGACGUGCUGUCCAUCAGGAGUGCCCUGAGGCACCAGCUGCAGGGCGCGCUGCCACAGGCCGCCGAACUGCUCCAGGGCCUCCCGGACCAGUGCCGGGACGAGCAGGCUCUGCUCGCCCUCACCCUGCUGACCAGCGAGGCCUGGGGCGUGACGCUGCGGGGUGGAGGCCGCGAGCUGACGGGGACCCUGCCGAACACCGAAGAGCCGCUCACGAAGGCCCUGUGGCUUCUGCUUGCGACAAUGGCUGCACUUAGCGAGGUAGGUGAUGCGGGGUUCUGGAGUGUUUGAGAACUCCCUCACGCCAAAUUUACUUCACUUUCGUUUGCCUAUCGAUUACACCUCGGAGCCAUUCAAAAGUUCAUUAAAAGAAAAGGGAUUUGAAACUCAACGUAUUUCGACAUAAUUUGAAAAAAAAAAAACCUAAGCUUGCGCUAACGUGGGAGCAGAUGAUAUAGCUUUAAUUUUCAGUUAGUUUGCUUUAAAGUAGGUUAUAAUGCGAUACGUAGGUCUUGCCCAGAGUGGCAGAGCUUAGCAAAACAUAGUGGUCAGGGGGACCAUAACAAAGCAAAAAGCGGUUCGCUAAAAUGGGACAAAACUAGAUUCAAUACACGAA
Molecule: messenger RNA, 1273 nt
Organism: Frankliniella occidentalis (western flower thrips)
Lineage: Eukaryota; Metazoa; Arthropoda; Insecta; Thysanoptera; Thripidae
Exons: 4
Coding region: 388-948 (186 amino acids)
Biological process (GO): protein ubiquitination
Molecular function (GO): ubiquitin protein ligase activity
Source: RefSeq, a predicted model, not a curated record